CCACUCACCUGAUAUAUUUUUUUCUCCCGUGGAUCUUCGUCUCCGUGGAAGAGUCGGAGGCAGACGUUGAGUGGGCAGAUCCGAGGGUGACAGGAGGAAGACCUUCAAUUCCGGACUUAAAUUAAGGAAUAAUUAACAGCAUGGACGGUUUCGGUGACAGUUUUGUACCACCUGCUGAGGGAGCUCCUGCCAAUGAAGUGGAUCCUGCCGCAGAGUUUUUGGCCCGUGAGCAGGACCAGUUAGCAGGCUUAGAGGAUGACCUUACUGCACCUGCUGCUCAGACAGAACAGCCAGCAGCACCCAUUGGCCUUGAUGGAGACGCUGACUUGUUUGGGGGUGUCCCUGUGAAUGGUGCCCCAGACCUCGAGAGUUUCGAGAUGCUGGGCAGAGAUGAGGUAGCCCAAGACAAAGCUGCUCCUCCUCCUGUCUUUGGUUCAGAGGACUUCGCGCCUCAGCCCAUGGGAGAAGAUCCCUGGGCCUCAACUCAGCCUUCUCAGCCAACGGAAGAGGCUAUAUCUCAACCGGAGGCGGAGGAGGGCCUCGGGUUUUCAGAGCCCCUUUCCUCCCAAAGUACCACAGUUGGUGAUGGAGAGGGGUUCCUGCCUGCCACUGACCUUGCAGGAGCAGCGGCAGAAGCAGCAACAGCACCUCAAGGGGAUUGUACGGGCUUUGGGGCUGACUUUGGGGGAGCGACUGUGCCUGCUGGUGAUACCGGCAUGUCUGCUGGGGCUUUCUCAUUUGUGGGUGAACCUGCAGUACAAGAGACAGCCGCUGAACCUGAGCCAGCACGGUCUCCUGUUCCACCUGUGGUCAGGGAAGAGCCUGAGAAAAUCAAGUUAUGGCGUGAGCAGCAGCGCUUGCGUCUUGAGGAGAAAGAUGCUGCAGAAAACAAAAACAAAGAAGAGUUGAAAGAGAAGGCUAGAAAGGAGCUGGAAGAUUGGUACAAGCAACAUGAGGAACAGGUGGCCAAGACUCGUCAAGCAAACAGAUCGGCUGAGAAGGAGCUGGUGGCUGAGACGGGGAAGAUGGAGCCCGGCACGGAGUGGGAGCGGAUCACCAAGCUCUGCGACUUCAACCCGAAGACCUCAAAGUCGUCGCGCGACAUCUCCCGCAUGAGAUCCAUCAUCCUCCAGGUCAAGCAGAACCCACCCAUCAAGGCAUAGAGGGGAGGCGGAAAGAGAGAGACAUUGCUUUGUGUUCUGAAAAGUUAAUUGUUAAAGCCUGCAGAGAGACGUUUAAUAUGAAUGCCAAAAUAGUGUGUUGUGGUUGGAUUAUUGGAUUUCCGAGUCGUUUGUUUUUUUAGAAAAAACUUCAGACUGGCGGAGUAGUUCAACCACAAGUAUUAGUGGUAAAAAAAAAAAAUUAUGUAAAAUUAUAUUGCAUGAAAAGUAAUCAGACUGUAUGAGGUUGCUAUGUAGAAUAUAUGGUUGUAUGAUAGAUCAUAACUUGGAAUGAAAGUUUCCAGGCCACUAUGGUGACUUAACCAAGUUUCAAAUGGCCCAAAGAAAUGAUGUCCUUUUAACUUUGCGAGUAUUUUUUUUUCUGUUAAAAUACUGUUGGAACUUUACAUUGUAAAAGCUCAGGUAAUUGAGCAUUCAUAGAAUCAAUGAAGAUCCUUCCUUUUGUCAGGGAAGACACGGUGCGGGAAGUCGACAAAUUUUCUGUAGAAACCAGUACAUCGUAUAUUUUAUUUAUCUUCAUAAUAAAAGUGCUUUAUUUAAGAUUGUAAUGUAAAUUUAGUUUGUAGAGUAAGAAAAAUUUCUGUGUAGCUUCUGCAGUAUUUGCAUUGGAUUGAAAGCAGUGUAUGAUUUCUUUUGCUUUUUGUCUUUAUAUAUAUAUAUAUUAAACAGUUGUGUUCAGACAUUCCUCAUAUUGUAAAUGGUAUGGAUAUUAAAUCAGCGAUGAAAAA
Molecule: messenger RNA, 1909 nt
Organism: Penaeus indicus
Lineage: Eukaryota; Metazoa; Arthropoda; Malacostraca; Decapoda; Penaeidae
Gene: Clc
Product: clathrin light chain-like
Exons: 8
Coding region: 141-1163 (340 amino acids)
Biological process (GO): clathrin-dependent endocytosis; intracellular protein transport
Cellular component (GO): clathrin coat of coated pit; synaptic vesicle membrane; clathrin coat of trans-Golgi network vesicle
Molecular function (GO): structural molecule activity; clathrin heavy chain binding
Source: RefSeq, a predicted model, not a curated record